ACCAUUGUAUUGCUUGUACAGGCCAUUACGAUGUCGUUCCUGCCAAUAAGCAUUCUCAUUAUAUUAGUUGUUAAUCUAGCAAAAGCAGUCUAUUAUGACUCAUGGGAAGGUACGCCUCUAACAGACGAGCAAAGACAGGCCUAUGAAAAUGCUAAUAUUUUAAGUACAUGUGCGAAUAAUAUUCAGCCUUGUGACGAGACCGAAUGGAGGCGUACAGAUGGUAGCUGCAAUAACCUUUAUUAUCCUACUCGGGGAGCAUACCAUACACCAACUUUCAGAAUCCUGCCCGCCGAUUUUCGUGAAGAUUUUGAGCCCAGGCUGACCAGUUCAGGGAAGGAGUAUCCUCUAGCCAGACAUAUCAAGAACAAUCUAUUGACAGUAGGAUUGGCUACAGAUGCAAAAUUAACGCAGUUAUCUGCGUAUUACAUUGAGUUUAUGGCCAUUGAUGUUGUCUCCGCACAUGACAUCUUGAAUUACAUCGUGGAUAGGCCUUACUGCUGUAAAGAAGAGGGAAAAUCUGAUCCUAUGUGUGCUCCUAACUUCAUACCAGAAUUCGACCCGGUUCACCGAUUUUCGGGGCACAAGUGCUUUAACAUGACAAUACCUAUGACGUUCCAAAAUCUGGGAUGCAUUGAGAAUGGCACGACUCCUAGUCGAAUCGAUUUCACUACGACAUUCUUUGAUUUAUCUAAUAUUUACGAGUUUUCUGCUGGUUCUUUAAAUCAAGUUAGGUCUUAUGAAGGUGGACAGUUGAAAUACGAAGUGGUUAAUGGCAGACAGUUCCCUAGCGACGCCAGCGAUAAUACCACUUGUUUUAUCAAGCAAGCCAUUAGUACAGGGUGCAGUAGAAAUGUACCAAAUGGAGUAUUGGGCAGUAAUCUGUUUACAACAUGGUUCUGGCGCUUCCAUAACUAUGUGGCUCAGCAACUAGCAAAUCUCAAUCCUAGCUGGGAUGACGAACGACUCUUUUAUACUGCGAGAGAUAUUGUUGUCGCUUUUCAUCUGCAAAUGUUCUAUUACGAAUUUCUGCCUGAAAUUUUGGGUAAAGAUCACAUGAUUGAAGAUGAAAUAAUAUUAGGUAACUCAACGGGCUUCAGGGACAUUUACGAUGAAACGGUUGAACCUCAAAUUGCUCUAGAGUACGCAUACGCAAGCAGGUGGUUUCAUACAAUACAAUACGGCGCUCAAAAACUUUUUGAUAAAAACUUUAAUUUCAUUAAAGAGGUACCGAUGGUGAACUUCUCUCUGAGCGUCCAGUCUUUAGCUAUAGGUGACAUAAUGUCGACCGUAACACGAGGAUCGUAUUAUCAAGCCACUGGCAAAGCUGAUUCCGCCGUAGAUCCUGAUAUAUCAGAUAUCGGCUUAGGACCUGUGCAAGAAGUUUUCGAUAUACCGACAACAGAUUUAGCUAAGGGCAGAUAUUUUGGACUACCUUCUUACACAAAAUACAGAGACUUCUGCUCGGGCUAUUCAAAAAAACAUGUUGAUUUCGACGAUUUAACGGACCACAUUAGUGACGAGAAAAUACAACAGCUCAAACAAGUUUAUGAGACGGCCGAAGACAUAGAACUUAUGGCAGGUAUUUGGGUAGAGAACGUGACAGAAGGAGCUCAAGUUCCACCAACUGUACACUGUUUGUUAUCAAACCAACUUAAAAGAAGUAUUAUCAUUGACAGACAUUGGUAUGAAAGGCCUAAUCGCCCACAUGCCUUUAAUUAUGAACAACUUCAAGAAAUUAGGAAAGCUUCUUUAGCGCUUCUGCUAUGCUAUGUGGGAGAUGACGUUGAAAAAAUCCAACCCAAGGCUUUCACUAUCGUUGGAAAAGGAAACAAUUUGGUCAGCUGUGAUGAAAUUCCGGCUAUAGACUUUACACACUGGAAAGAAGAAUUGUAAACUGAAAAUAUCUUUUAAUGUAAUUGGCAGACAGCGAGUUCAUGACUUAACUCAUUUUAUGUAGUAAUUUUGAAACCAAACGUGAAUGCGUGUGGAAAUAUGAGGUCUAAGACUGCACCAUCUAAUAUAAAAUUAAUGUUACCAUUAUACUAUCAGUUUGAUUUUAUACGAUUCAUUUACGGAAAAUAAAGCGUGGUUAAUUCAUUAGUAGUUAUCAAUUCAUUUAUUGUUGAUAAUGGGCACUGGUAAUCAAAUCUGGUCGGUCAUGGGAUCGUCGUCUGCCUAUACAUAUAAUAAACAUUUUUGACUUUCUUUCCAUUCAAAAAUCAAGACUAUUGAUGUUAAAUAAUAUAAAUUUGAAUAAAAAAAUAAUUAAAAAUGAUGAAUGCUUUGUAAUAACAGCAACGAUUCAAUUGUAUUGAGAAAGAGUCAGAGUGCCUCAUGAUUAGGCGUCAGCUUAAUCUGUAUACUCAUUAUGAAGAAGAAUUAAGCAGAGCACGACACACA
Molecule: messenger RNA, 2400 nt
Organism: Bombyx mandarina (wild silkworm)
Lineage: Eukaryota; Metazoa; Arthropoda; Insecta; Lepidoptera; Bombycidae
Product: peroxidase-like
Biological process (GO): response to oxidative stress
Molecular function (GO): peroxidase activity; heme binding
Source: RefSeq, a predicted model, not a curated record